Messenger RNA from Owenia fusiformis, 2524 nucleotides. The record is from the annotation of a GenBank genome assembly. Lineage: Eukaryota; Metazoa; Annelida; Polychaeta; Sabellida; Oweniidae.
CUUGAUUUUAAACCGAAUUCCUUUGAAACAAAUUGUGGAUAGUUGAAAAAUGCUAUAUUAGAAUAUUUUGUAAUGCAUUACAUGUAACGCACGGAUUUGAAUGACUCGUGGCUUGAGGUGAGGACUAAUACCCGAUAUUACAUGCUAUUCGGCCGUAUUGCCCCCUAACCGAAGACAUAUGGUACACAACAUUGUUGAUGGAUCGCAUGUAUGCCAUGCACGUUCUACGAACUACUAUAAUUAUUUGUCAAUCAAAAUUUGACUUUAAAUACAAUGAGGAAGUGAGCCCCAUCAUUUUGGAUUCGGAGUCGAACCAAUAAACUCAUCGGGAAAAAGUGAUCCGCAUAGGGCUUUGAAUACUUCAAUAAAGAUUACUUUGAGCUAUUACAAAAGAUUUUAAUUUGAAUGAGAUGGCAGCUUUUAGUCACGACACUGAUACAAUAUACAGCAUCGCAAGCAUCCUUUGUAAUGAUCUUCAUCAACCAAGGCAUCUAUCAGAGACAUCUGUUGGCACCCAGCAUAACUAUGAUAGUGGGCAUGUUUCUCCACCAAACACUUCGAGUGCUUCAUAUCAAGUGAAUUUCACCAUAACUGAUCUAGACUAUUGUAGUAAUGGACGACACUGGCUACAGGCAAAACCUGCAAACGAUGCCCAAAACGACAACUUCGCUACACUUGUAUCUCGACAAAACUGUAUGGGAACAGAAAUGGCUCAACAGCCCCCGACGAGGUAUGUACACCCUUUCCGAGGACAACCACAACAAAAUCUUCCUAGUAUUUCAUCAAAGAAAUCUUCAACUUUGAUUGUACCACUGCCACUUUAUCCAGAAGAGGUUCUACAUUACAGAGGACUUGGUAAAGCAAUGUUCCCUUCAUCGCAUGCAGCUCAACAACUUUCCGCCGCACCAUCAUAUCACCUGAUGGGGUACGAAGAAAGGGGGAUAAUUGGUAAUACACCUACGAGAAGCACUGCAAACGCUUAUAAACAUUCAAAACAAAUCAUCGCCCCUUCAGCACCAUCAUCGUCAGUGAUCGCAUCAACGAACAUUCAACAGUUACCAAAAGAGCAUGAUGCAAACACGAACAAUGUCGAGACUGUUAAUGGAACACAUCGUAUCAAAUCAGACAGCAUGGGAGACGUACCAAAUGGCAGUAAAAUGCCUGAGUUGACAACGAUAUCUCUUAAUCUGGAAGAACACCGUAAAGAUUCUGCAUCUUCGUCGUCCGUUGUUGCGUCUUCAGAAUGUAUGACUUUAUCAACAUUGAAUGUAUCCCCUACAGUUUCAACGAGUUCACUAUCGUCCUCAUCCUCGUAUUCACCGUCUUCAUUUCACACUAGUUCGCCAUCAUCAUCUGGUACAUGCUCUCCAUCAGCUCCAGUUGAGUGUUCACCAUCUGCAACAUCAUCAAUGCCAUCAUCAACCGAUUCUUCACCACCUAAACACGAUGGCCUUGAUUUCAAGAAAUUCCUAACAGACAAGAAGACGUACACGUGUCCAAAGUGCCCGUAUGUCACAGACCGGAAGAACAAUCUGAAGCGACACGUAGUUACCAUGCAUGAAAAAUGCGAUAAGGCCCUGGAGUGUUGCAACACAGCGUUUGCCAAUAAGGCCUUGCUCCGGGCGCAUGUAGUGUCGUGCCACAAACACGGAUAUAACUGCCUCAUAUGUGGGAGGAUUUUCUGUCGGAAAGCACUCCUAAAGAGACACGUGACGGUCCAUAACGGGCAGAAGGACUAUCGAUGCUCACUUUGCGGUUAUGCAACAAGCCACAAGAGCAACCUUGAUCGACAUCGUAGACGUCACGUUGAGCAAGGAGAAGGAUGCUGCGACCAACAGAACAUGAUGACAGAAAAUACGGACAUUGUGUAUGGACCGAUGAUUGGUCAACAUCUACGAGAAAACAGUCCAAAUAUGGAGCUUGAUAACCGAACAGUGAUUGGAAAUCUAAGCACACAAACAUCAAUUGGAGUCAAUCACAUACCAGGUGUUGAUAAUAUUAAUAAAAACAAUGGACAUGAUAUGGUAAACUAUACAAACAAUUUAGUAACAAUGUUUGAGUCUUUCACUAUCAGCCAUCCCCACAAGAAAACGGCAAUUGCUGGCUGCAUUCUUAACAGGACAUCGAAAUUGUACAAUGAAAAUAACUCCAAAGACAGAAUUGUUGAAAAGCCCAACUCUAAAUCUAAAACAAAGUAUAAAAAUUUGAUCACUUCCAACGCAAAACGAAUGUGUAUCUCUCCUUAUAAGUGUCAAUUUUGUGAUAUUGUAUUCGAUAACCAAAUGAAACUAUUGGACCACAUUGACACUUUCCACGAGAGUUCUAUUUGGAUGAGUCGCCCAUUAACACUAGCAGCUAAAAUCAAACAUUCGUUUUACAACAGUGAUCAAAAGAACAGUCAGAGCAAGAUAUCAAUUUCAUAAAUUAAUCACUAAAUGAUAAUAAAAGUAUAAUGAACAUCAUCCAAUUUUUUAAUUUUCCCCUCGUUCUACUGUUGGCCAUUGUCCCAAAUGUGGAUGUUAAG